Molecule: messenger RNA, 1017 nt
Organism: Actinia tenebrosa (Australian red waratah sea anemone)
Lineage: Eukaryota; Metazoa; Cnidaria; Anthozoa; Actiniaria; Actiniidae
Biological process (GO): RNA splicing
Cellular component (GO): precatalytic spliceosome
Source: RefSeq, a predicted model, not a curated record
UUGACAAACGUCGAAARAACAUAUUUGAUGUUGAUAAUUUUAUUGUCCUUUAUUUUUUCUUAGAAACUUAAUUAAAGUUAAUUUUAGUAGGGCUUUAUUCAAAAUAGCUAUGCCUAGAAGCCGGAGCAGAAGUCGUUCUCCAAAAAGAGAUGUUAGACGUGGUGCAAGAAGUAGAUCAAGAUCAAGAGAAAGAAGAAGAAAUAAAGAUAGAAGACGCAGUAGAUCACGUUCUCCACGAAGAAACAGACACAGGUCAAUCUCAAGGUCCCCAUCACCAAGAAGAUACAGAAGAUCUCAGUCCCCAAGGCGAAGACUGUCACGGUCCAACUCACCAAGAAGAUCCAGAAGAUCAAGAUCAAGAUCACCAUACAAAAAAGGUCCUCAUCGAGAUAGUAAAUCAGAUGAUGGGAAAAAUGAAAUAGAUGGUAUUGAGAUGAGUCUUGACCCAAGUAAGGAAGAUGAAGAUGACAUGAUGAAAGUGAUGGGAUUUUCUAAUUUUGACUCAACAAAGGGAAAGUAUGUUGAAGGAUGUAAUCAGAGUGCCACAAGUUUAAAGAAAGCUCGUAAAUACAGACAAUAUAUGAACCGGAAAGGUGGCUUCAAUCGUCCUCUGGAUUAUGUAGCAUAAACAGUCAAAUUUUAUAUAAGAUUUGCAUAAAUUACCAUCAUGUUCUUCAACAGGGCUAAAAAUUUCAGCCAGUCAUAAGACAAUGUUUGUCCAAAAUUGCAAUUGUCGGGUCAAAUCUUUACUAGCUAUAUCAACCACUAAUUUUGAGCCUGAAAAUGAGAAAUGACUGAGCUUUAACUAAUUUGACCUUUUGUUACGACUGGGGACAUACAGGUGAUUAUUUUUAGCCCUGUUCAACUAAUGCCAUUAAUGUAAAGCUUGAAUCUUGUAUCCACAUACAAGCUCAUUCACUUUAUUUGCUUUUUUGUUCUAAAACAGCUAUAACUGGCAUAUAUGUUAUUACAUUUCACUACUAUGUACAUUGAUAUUACAAUAAAUAAUAGACAAUA